CCUUCGGAGGAACUGGCCUGAGAAGUUCGGCUUCCGUCGCGAUGGCGGACAUGGAGGAGCUGUUCGGCAGCGACGCCGACACCGAGCCGGAGCAAAAAGAUUCUGAUUCCGGAUCUGAUUCAGAUUCUGAUCAGGAGAACAUCGGUUCUGUCAGUAACAUUUCUGGCAGUGAGAGCGAGAGAGAAGACGACCAAGAGGCUUUGAAACCCAGUAAUAAGGAAUUGUUUGGUGAUGACAGCGAAGAUGAUGGUGCUUCUCACCAUAGUGGCAGUGACAACCGGUCCGAACGGUCCUACAUUCGCUCUGAAGCCUCAGGACACUCUGAACGUGAAGAUAACGACCAGUCGGAUAUUGACCAGCACAGUGGUUCGGAAGCUGCUCGCGAUGACGACGAGGAUGAGGACCACCGGUCGGAGGAAGGCAGCCGCCACUCCGAGGCAGAAGGAUCUGAAAAAGCACACUCGGAGGACGAGAAAUGGGGGAGGGAAGACAAAAGCGAUCAGUCGGACGAGGACGAGAAGCUCCAGCACUCGGAUGACGAAGACAGGCUGCAGCACUCGGAGGACGAGGAGAAGAACUCGGAGGACGAGGAGAGGGCUCGGAUUCCCAACGAUAAAGAGAGGCUGCAGAACUCGGACGACGAGAAAAUGCACAACUCGGAGGACGAAGAGAGGCUGCCAGUUUCCGACGAGGAGAAGCUGCAGAUUUCUGAUGAAGACGAAAGGCCCCAGCAUUCGGAUGAAGAAAAUGUGCAGAACUCGGACGACGACGAUGAGCGGCCGCAGCAUUCGGAUGAGGAGAAGCUGCAGAACUCGGAUGACGAGAGGCCGCAGCACUCGGACGACGAAGAGCGGCGGCUCUCGGAGGACGAGGAGGAACACGAGCACAAAUCUGAGUCUGCCAGAGGCAGUGACAGUGAUGACGAAGUCCUGCACAUGAAGCGUAAGAAGCCAAUCGCUUCGGAUUCCGAAAUGGAUAGUGAUACAGAAGGGCAAAAAAAUAACAGGGAUGCAAUGGAUCUGUUUGGAGGAGCAGAUGACAUCUCUUCAGGGAGUGAUGGGGAAGACAAGCCCCCAACGCCAGGGCAACCUAUCGAUGAGAACGGGUUGAAUGAGGAUCAGCAGGAGGAGGAGCCUAUCCCAGAAACGCGGAUAGAAGUAGAGAUCCCAAAAGUGAACACCGACCUGGGGAACGACUUGUAUUUCGUCAAGCUGCCCAACUUCCUCAGUGUGGAGCCCAGGCCCUUUGAUCCUCAGUAUUAUGAGGAUGAAUUUGAAGAUGAGGAGAUGCUUGAUGAAGAAGGCAGAACGAGGUUAAAACUGAAGGUGGAGAACACCAUCCGCUGGCGCACGCGCCGGGAUGAAGAGGGGAGCGAGGUUCGGGAGAGCAACGCUCGGAUAGUCAAAUGGUCCGACGGAAGCAUGUCGCUGCAUUUGGGGAACGAGGUCUUCGACGUGUAUAAAGCACCCUUGCAGGGCGAUCACAACCAUCUCUUCAUCAGACAAGGGACGGGUCUUCAGGGGCAGGCGGUGUUCAAAACGAAACUAACCUUCCGGCCUCACUCGACAGACAGCGCCACGCACAGAAAGAUGACGCUUUCCCUCGCGGACCGAUGUUCAAAGACCCAAAAGAUCCGCAUUUUGCCCAUGGCUGGCCGGGAUCCGGAGUCCCAGCGCACCGAAAUGAUCAAGAAAGAGGAGGAGAGGCUGCGUGCUUCCAUUCGCAGAGAGUCUCAGCAGCGGCGGAUGCGAGAGAAGCAGCACCAGCGGGGGCUGAGCGCCAGCUACUUGGAGCCGGAUCGCUACGACGAAGAGGAUGAAGGGGAAGAGGCCAUCAGCCUGGCGGCCAUAAAGAACAGAUAUAAAGGCGGAAUAAGAGAGGAGCGGGCCAGGAUUUAUUCUUCAGACAGUGACGAAGGCUCAGACGAAGAUAAAGCGCAGCGAUUGCUUAAGGCAAAGAAGCUGAACAGUGACGAGGAGGGCGAGCCUUCUGGCAAAAGGAAAGCAGAAGACGACGACAAGGCGAGCAAGAAGCAUAAGAAAUACGUGAUCAGUGAUGAGGAAGAUGAAGAUGAGGAAGCAUAAUGCCAAGCAAGUCUAAAACUUGACAAUAGUUUUUUUUUAUAUACAUAGAGUGAGAGAGACUAUGCUGUUCUUUUGCAGCCACAACAUAAGUAAACCCCGGUGGAUAACCCCCCGCCCCCGGUUGGACAGAAGAAACGUGCACAAAUAUCUGUAACCCCCAAACGAAUAAAGCUUCUUGUUGGGGCUUUUUUA
Messenger RNA from Elgaria multicarinata webbii, 2276 nucleotides. RefSeq names its product LEO1 homolog, Paf1/RNA polymerase II complex component (gene LEO1). Gene Ontology annotation, molecular function: RNA polymerase II C-terminal domain phosphoserine binding. Bases 42 to 2084 code for a protein of 680 amino acids. The record is from RefSeq and is a predicted model, not a curated record. Lineage: Eukaryota; Metazoa; Chordata; Lepidosauria; Squamata; Anguidae. Gene Ontology annotation, cellular component: Cdc73/Paf1 complex; nucleus. Gene Ontology annotation, biological process: transcription elongation by RNA polymerase II; positive regulation of transcription elongation by RNA polymerase II. The transcript has 12 exons.